GUGGGCGGGCGCGCGCCCUAGGGACCUAUUUCUUCGCAGGCACCGGAAGUGGCCGCGGCUCGUUCGGCGGCAGGCGGGGCGGGCUGUGAGGGGUGGGCGCGCGCCCGAGGCGGCCUAGUUCCCUGCGCGCCGGAAGUGGCCGCUGCUGGCUCGGGGGCGCGCCCCGGGCCGGAUUGUGAGGUGGAGGCUGGUCGCUGACUGGUUUCACUCAGCUCUUCUGGGAGCAUUUAGAGUUGGUUCUGUGAUUAUCCCCAUCGGACAGAUUCGAAAAGUAAAACUGAUGGAGAUGGUGGUAAGGAGCUGCAGAGUGGUGGAGUAGAACAGCCAGCAAGCCACGCCCAGGAAGUGUGAGCUGUUUAGGCCGUUUCGCAGAGAGGUCUCCACUGGGGCUGCAGUCCCAGCUGAGCCUGUCCAUCGGGUGCCUUCAUUCUGGACAUCAUGGUACCUCAGCGGCAAGUGUGGGAUUUCUCAUUUUUGCUAGUAGUCUUGGCCGCUGAAGAAGAACUUUUUUAAGCUACAGCAGGAAUCAUUUUGGUACCUUUAUGGCAACCUUGGUUUUUGUGCUUAAUUGUCAAUAGCUCAGUGCUGAAGUUAUGAGCCUGCGAAGAACUUUGCUCAUCAGGCAAGUCCAUGUGGCUAAGAAUGCCUAGAAGAGCGCUGAUGCUUCAGCCUCGGACCCACUGGCUGGUCCUGGGCCUGGCUGUGCUCUGCAGCCUGGUGGUGUUCCUCUACCUGCUGGAGUGUGCCCCCCAGACCGAUGGCAACGCGUCUCUUCCUGGUGUCAUUGGGGAGAACUAUGGUAAGGAGUAUUACCAGGCCCUGCUGCAGGAACAAGAAGAGCAUUACCAGAGCCGGGCAGCCAGUCUGAAACGCCAGAUCGCCCAGCUAAAGCAGGAACUGCAGGAAAUGAGUGAGAAGAUGAGGUCACUGCAGGAGAGGAGGAGCGUGGGGGCCAAUGGCGUGAGCUACCAAGGCCACAGAGAGCAAGCACCCGGUGACCUUCUGGAGUUUCUCCAUUCCCAGAUUGACAAAGCAGAAGUGAGCGUGGGAGCCAGACUACCUAGUGAGUAUGGUGUCGUUCCCUUUGAGAGCUUCACUCUGAUGAAGGUGUACCAGCUGGAGAUGGGCCUCACUCGUCACCCAGAGGAGAAGCCAGUCCGAAAGGACAAGCGGGAUGAAUUGGUGGAAGUUAUCGAAGCCGGCCUGGAGGUGAUUAACAAUCCUGACGAAGACGAUCAACAGGACGGGGACGACGGCCCCCUGGACGAGAAAGUCACGUUUAAUGAGAACGAGUUCAUAGAAGGUUAUUACCGCACCGAAAGAGAUAAGGGCACACAGUAUGAACUGUUUUUUAAGAAAGCAGACCUUAUGGAAUAUAGACACGUGACCCUCUUCCGCCCUUUCGGACCUCUCAUGAAAGUAAAGAGUGAGAUGAUUGAUAUCACCAGAUCAGUCAUUAAUAUCAUUGUGCCACUCGCUGAAAGAACCGAAACGUUUGCACAGUUCAUGCAGAACUUCAGGGAUGUAUGUAUUCAUCAGGACAAGAGAAUCCACCUCACAGUGGUAUACUUUGGUAAAGAAGGAUUAUCAGAGGUCAAGUCUAUCCUAGAAUCCAUCACAAGUGAGUCUAAUUUUCACAAUUAUACCUUGGUCUCAUUGAAUGAAGAAUUUAAUCGCGGACGAGGACUAAAUGUGGGUGCUCGAGCUUGGGACAAGGGAGAGGUCUUGAUGUUUUUCUGUGAUGUUGAUAUCUAUUUCUCCGCUGAAUUCCUUAACAGCUGUCGGCUAAAUGCUGAACCAGGUAAGAAGGUGUUUUACCCCGUGGUAUUCAGCCUUUACAACCCCGCCAUCGUCUACGCCAGUCAAGACGGGCCUCCUCCUGUGGAGCAGCAGCUGGUUCACAAGAAGGAUUCUGGAUUCUGGCGCGAUUUUGGCUUUGGAAUGACUUGUCAGUAUCGAUCAGACUUCCUGGCCAUUGGUGAGUUUGACAUGGAAGUAAAAGGUUGGGGUGGAGAAGAUGUCCACCUUUACCGGAAAUACUUACACAGUGACCUGAUGGUAAUCCGGACUCCAGUUCCUGGCCUUUUCCACCUGUGGCACGAGAAGCACUGUGCUGACCAGCUGGCCCCUGAGCAGUACCGCAUGUGCAUCCAGUCCAAAGCCAUGAACGAGGCCUCGCACGCACACCUGGGGAUGCUGGUGUUCCGGGAGGAGAUCGAGACUCACCUCCACAAACAGGCCUACAGGACAGACAGUGACGCCGCCGGCUAGCAUGGCCAGCGCAGCCGUCUGAGCCGCAGGCCGCCAUCACUUACUCAGCCUUAACCCCUCCCAGAUGUAACACCUCGUCCAGAAAAGAUGCGCGACCCUUUGUGCCCUCCCAAGUGUUCCGUUAGCAGCUUAACCUAGUAUUUCAGCGCAGAGCCUCAGUGAGACUAGUCACUGACAAACUGAAGUCUGGUGUCCACCCCCAAUGUGUUUGGGGUCAGUCUGUACUUGGCCCCCGUAUUCUGAUGUAUCUUGGGUACAGGUAGGCUGACAUGGCAGAGGUCAAGAGCAUCUUGUUCUGAAGGGAGGAGCAGAGUGACAGGAAGUGUGUGCACGAGGACUCUUCACCUGUGAACCACUGAGUCAGCCUACGCAGUUCACAGAAGGCGACCUUUGGUCCACUCCCUGGGGAGUCUUCUCCUAAGUAAAGAGACGCAUUGGGAAUCCCUGACCCAGCGAGAGAAGGCAGGUAUAAAAGCAUCUUCACUUACUGUUGCUCAGCCCUGAGUGCUUUUAAAUGAGUGGAAAGUAGUGGGAUCCGAAAUGCACAAUGCUCACUCAAUCCAGGGUCCAUGGGAUAGAUACAUUGUUGUGAUAUGAGAGGAGGGUGGGAGUGCCUUCAGCAGGACCUUGGGUGUGUAGAGGACAGGACAGGACAGGACAGACAGGACAGCACAGACAGGACAGACAGGACAGGAUGGCAUCAGCAGUAGCAGUUCACUGGGGCCAGGGCUCCACCGGGCAUCUCCUCACAGCUCAGAGCAGACGAGUAUGGCUUGGGGCUGUGUGUGCUCUCGGCUUUGCACUUAGUAUGGAUUCAGGGUCUUCUUUGCCCUGUUGUAAAUGUUCAUGUAGACCGCAUUCGUGUCUGUAUUUGCUGUAUUACUGUGCUCUGAGUCAAGAGGGAACUCACUGAGGAAACAGCUCAAUGAGAUGUCUACCAUCAUCUCACUGACUGCAGAUAAGGAAGCAAGGGAUGUGGGCUGAAUCAAAAUAUGAAUCAAAGAAUGUUCUAGAUAAAUAUAUUACUUGAAAUAGAACGCUGUUUUGAGAUGUGAAUUAGUGAGGCAGGAUAUAUAAUAAAUUCUAUUCAGGUAAGAUUACUAGGGUCACUUAGCCCAUGUGACUCUCAGUCAUGCAGAGUCCAUUGCCAGAGUGUGGUGAGAGACACGCACAGACUUCUGAACUGUUGGCUUUCUGAAGGGACAUAUUGCAGUCUAUGCAUUUCAGGGGGGAGAUCACUACUCUUCUGAAACGACAUAAAUUCCAGAUUUCUUGGUGCUACAAGUUCAAUUUUACAAUGAAUUACAUUCUACACAUCCUAAGCUGCAAUAGCGUGUAGGCUUAUUUUUACAAUGUGUUAAAUGUUUUCUGCAGUUAUUCAGUCCACUCUCUCUUUCAUACACAAUUAUUUAUUACGAAGAUCGGUGCAUUAUGGUAUUUAAAGUGAGAGAAGCUGAUGUUUUAAAAGGUAGGUUGCAGCUUGUUUUUUGACAGAAUAAAUCAAUAUAUCUUUUUUUUUU
Erinaceus europaeus (western European hedgehog) is the source of this 3791-nucleotide messenger RNA. It is a transcript of the gene CSGALNACT2, whose product is annotated as chondroitin sulfate N-acetylgalactosaminyltransferase 2. The record is from RefSeq and is a predicted model, not a curated record. The transcript is spliced from 9 exons. Gene Ontology annotation, cellular component: Golgi cisterna membrane. The coding region runs from base 631 to 2271 and encodes 546 amino acids. NCBI's taxonomy places the organism in Eukaryota, Metazoa, Chordata, Mammalia, Eulipotyphla, Erinaceidae. Gene Ontology annotation, molecular function: glucuronosyl-N-acetylgalactosaminyl-proteoglycan 4-beta-N-acetylgalactosaminyltransferase activity.